Molecule: messenger RNA, 950 nt
Organism: Vigna radiata var. radiata (mung bean)
Lineage: Eukaryota; Viridiplantae; Streptophyta; Magnoliopsida; Fabales; Fabaceae
Product: nitrogen regulatory protein P-II homolog
Exons: 8
Coding region: 70-657 (195 amino acids)
Biological process (GO): regulation of nitrogen utilization
Cellular component (GO): chloroplast thylakoid; cytosol
Molecular function (GO): ATP binding; enzyme regulator activity
Source: RefSeq, a predicted model, not a curated record
GUUAUUUGAUGUUGUGGUUGAAACUUAAAAAAGAACAGCGUUGGCUCCGAGUAGUUCAGAGCAGUAGGAAUGGCUGCGAUCACGGGAACUCACGUGUUUAGUGUUGUCAGUUUCCACCUCAGGGAAGCCGAAAUACCUUUAGCAUGUUCCAGCUUAAGCCGCAAGCGUAUUGGUGAUUGUUCUCGGCGUAAUGUGGUUCUAAGACGCAGAGGAAAUACUUCGAUUCUUCCCAAAAUCAGAGCCCAGAAUAUUCCAGACUAUGUUCCAGAAUCCAAGUUUUAUAAAGUAGAAGCCAUUCUCAGGCCGUGGCGAAUCCCUCAGGUUUCUUCGGGUUUGCUGAAAAUGGGAAUUCGCGGUGUCACUGUAUCUGAUGUCAAGGGCUUUGGUGCUCAGGGUGGUGCAAAAGAGAGGCAGGGAGGCUCUGAAUUUUCUGAAGGAAAUUUUGUUGCCAAAGUUAAAAUGGAAAUAGUAGUGGAAAAGAACCAGGUUGAGGCAGUGAUUGACAAAAUUAUCGAGGAGGCAAGGACUGGGGAGAUUGGUGAUGGCAAAAUUUUCUUGAUCCCCGUCUCAGAUGUUAUAAGAAUACGGACAGGUGAACGUGGGUUGCAAGCAGAGAGGAUGACUGGUGGGAGAAGUGACAUGCUAUCUGCUGUAUGACUGGUUGGAACGAAAGAUCAGCAUUUGCCAUCUUUUUCUCUUACCCUUUCCUUUUCCCUUGUGGAAUAAGCAAUGCAUUGUGAUUUAUAUUUGCAAGAAUGUAUGAGGAUGUAUGACAGACUGUUGAAAGGACAGUGAUGAAACUUGAGAAAAAAUAAUAAACAAAUGCCGAAUUACUUCAAUUAGCGCCAUGUCAUAUGACGCCAAAUUGAAUGUGAUGUAAUAAAUUAAUGACAUUAUUAGACUUAGUGCAUUAAGAAAUACAGUUUAGAGCCCAGGUAAAAUAUUUUUCA